AUGAAUAUGGAAACACCAAAUAAGAAAUUCACCAUUACUCAUGAGUUUUAUGGUCUAUUGGACUUCGAGGAGUUAGAUGACGGAUACACUGAACAAGAGGAACAUUUUCAUAUGAAUUGGAGUAUAAAUCUGUCUCGAUCGGAUGGAAACGCGGAAUUUUAUGUUUCUUGUCAACCUCCGGAAGAGGAUUAUGAAGAUUCAGAGCCCUUCGAUAAAGAGUAUUCAAUAGAAGCAGAAAUUGAGAUCAAGAUGAUUUCUAACAACAGAAGAAUUGAAAAUAAAGAAAGUAGACAUCAAAAGGCUGUCUUUUCGUAUCACAACAUUACUCACGAUGUCCGUCUUAUGAGCUGGGACGCCUUUAGAAAAAGAUGUUCAGUGGAUGGUGAAGUGAACGCUGAAAUAAGUUUUGUGAUCACUAAAAUGAGUCGAGUUGCGGGAAGAAAAACGGUGGAUUUUGGAGAAAAAAUGAGAGAAUUCUCGGACGUCGUUCUGAUCGUUGGAGACAAGAAAUUCCAUGUUUUGAAAAAGUUUCUCUCGUUCGAAUCGUCAUAUUUCAAGUCAAUGUUUCUUGGAAACUUCGCAGAAUCCAACAAGUCGGAAGUGACACUUCAUGACAUCGAUAGUUACGAGUUUCAGAAGUUCAUAGAAGUUCUAUACGGACGAAAUGCUAUCGAUGAUGACUAUCUAGCGAGUAUUCUCCGUCUCGCCGACAUGUUCGACGCUUCGAUUGUUUUCAAAAGAUGCGAAAAGUUUUUGUUGGAAAUAUCGAAGAAACCAUUGAGAGAAAAACUGUAUUUCUCGUACAAAUACAGAAUGGAGAAUUUGAAGGAAAAGUGUCUGUCCGACAUCAAAACAUCCGACGAUAUCCGAUCUGCUGUCCCUGAGAAUCGGGAAGAAAUGGAUCCUUCACUCGUGGCGGCGCUUUUCGAAAAAGCAUUGGAUAAUCUCAAGUAA
This is a messenger RNA of Caenorhabditis remanei, 954 nucleotides long. RefSeq lists its product as uncharacterized. The coding region runs from base 1 to 954 and encodes 317 amino acids. The record is from RefSeq and is a predicted model, not a curated record. NCBI's taxonomy places the organism in Eukaryota, Metazoa, Nematoda, Chromadorea, Rhabditida, Rhabditidae. The transcript is spliced from 5 exons. Gene Ontology annotation, molecular function: protein binding.